This is a messenger RNA of Chenopodium quinoa (quinoa), 2330 nucleotides long. RefSeq names its product ruBisCO large subunit-binding protein subunit beta, chloroplastic-like. The transcript is spliced from 15 exons. NCBI's taxonomy places the organism in Eukaryota, Viridiplantae, Streptophyta, Magnoliopsida, Caryophyllales, Amaranthaceae. Bases 168 to 1994 code for a protein of 608 amino acids. Gene Ontology annotation, molecular function: ATP binding; ATP-dependent protein folding chaperone. Gene Ontology annotation, biological process: protein refolding. The record is from RefSeq and is a predicted model, not a curated record.
AAGUCGCAACUCACAAAGCAAGAAACACCAACAUCUAGAACGUUCCACACUCGACGGGUGCUAAACGUUAUCCAUGAACCAUAACUACCUUUUAUCAUUCUCCACAAACCCAGUUUUCUGUCACAACAUCCUGCUUCCUCUCCAUUUUCAUUGGGACUCCGUAUAAAAUGGCAUCAAGUUUUGUUACCAUGUCUGCUAUCGGGUCAUUGACAUCUGUUGGAAGCCAAAUUGACAAAAAAAGUAUUAACCCGUCACACAAAUUAUCUUCAUUGGAUUGCAUAUCAUCGAGUUUUCCUAGAGGUAGUCGAAGUUACGUAGUACCUAGAAAAAGUCAUUCCUUAAAGAUUAACGCGGCAAUAAAAGAGUUGCAUUUCAAUAAGAAUGGGGCUGCUAUUAGGAAACUACAGGCGGGUGUGAAUAAGCUUGCAGAUGUUGUUGGUGUUACUCUCGGUCCCAAAGGAAGGAAUGUUGUUUUGGAGAGCAAGUAUGGCUCUCCUAGAAUUAUUAAUGAUGGUGUAACUGUGGCCAAGGAGAUUGAGCUCGAAGAUCCUGUCGAAAACAUUGGUGCAAGGCUUGUUAGAGAAGCGGCGUCUAAAACUAAUGAUUUAGCAGGUGAUGGGACCACUACAUCUGUAGUCCUAGCACAAGGUUUGAUUGCCGAAGGUGUAAAGAUUGUAUUGGCUGGGGCAAAUCCUAUACAAAUAGCCAAGGGGAUUGAGAAUACAGCAAAAGGUUUAAUAUCUGAGCUGAAGUUGAUGUCCAAAGAGGUUGAAGACAACGAACUUGCAGAUGUUGCUGCUGUUAGUGCAGGAAAUAAUUAUCAAAUAGGCAAUAUGGUUGCCGAUGCUCUGAGCAAAGUGGGGCGCAAGGGUGUAGUAACUCUCGAAGAAGGAACAAGUGCUUCGGACAGCUUAUAUGUUGUUGAAGGAAUGCAAUUUGACCGUGGCUAUUUCUCACCAUACUUUGUUACUGAUAGUGAGAAAAUGAUUGUUCAGUACGAAAACUGCAAGUUGCUCUUGGUUGACAAGAAGAUUACAAAUGCAAGAGAGCUUGUUAAUGUCCUGGAAGAUGCGAUUAAAAACAACUAUGCAAUUUUGGUUAUGGCGGAAGAUAUAGAGCAAGAACCUCUUGCUACACUAGUUGUAAACAAACUCAGAGGAUCACUUAAGAUUGCUGCAAUGAGAGCACCAGGUUUUGGAGAUCGUAGACACCAAUAUCUUGAUGACAUUGCUAUCCUUACAGGAGGAACUGUGAUCAGAGAUGAGGUUGGUUUGUCACUAGACCAAGCUGGCAAAGAGGUGUUGGGACAUGCUGCGAAGAUUGUGCUAACCAAGGAGACAGCUACCAUUGUUGGGGAUGGAACCACACAAGAAGCCGUUGCUAGGAGAAUUUCCCAAAUUAAGAAGCAAGCUGAGGAUGAAGAGACUGCUUAUGAGAAAGACAAACUAAAUGAAAGAAUUGCAAAACUUUCCAGUGGCGUUGCUGUCAUCCAGGUUGGAGCACGAACUGAGACAGAGCUUAAAGAAAGGAAGUUGAGGGUAGAGGAUGCACUUUGUGCAACAAAGGCAGCAGUAGAGGAAGGUAUAGUUGUAGGUGGAGGGUGCACCUUGCUGCGCCUAGCGGCUAAAGUAGAUGCCAUCAAAGAGAGACUUGAAAAUGAUGAGCAAAAGCUUGGAGCAGAUAUUGUCAAAAGAGCGCUAAGUUAUCCACUGGAUCUGAUUGCCAAGAAUGCAGGAGUUAAUGGAGCAGUAGUAAUUGAAAAGGUGCUCUCUAAUGACAACCUGAGAUUUGGAUACAAUGCUUCAACCGGACAAUACGAGGAUCUGAUGGCUGUUGGAAUCAUAGAUCCCACUAAGGUGGUAAGAUGCUGCUUGGAACAUGCUGCAUCUGUAGCAAAGACAUUCCUAACAUCAGAUGCUGUGGUUACUGAGAUCCCAGAGCCAGAACCUGCUCCUAUGGAAAACCCAAUGGACAACUCUGGUUUCGGGUAUUAAGCUCUGUGUUCACGGUUCUGCAAAACAACCUUCAACCAUUACGGAUACUUGACCAUCCAUGUUGCAGAUCAGCAUAAAUCUGAACGAGAAUUCUUGAAAAUCAGGAUUGAGAUAAACAUUAUCCGAGUGGCAUUAUGACAGGAAAUUUUGAUCGAGAUGGUGUCUCUUGUUGGUGUUUCAUAUUUUGUUGAGCUGCUUUGAAAUGGAUAGUGGCCGGGAUCGUAGCUCUGAUUUAGGAAGAUAUAGGUGGUAUUCUGUGUGAGAAGCUAACUAAUCCCAAUUUUGAGUGUAAUGAUAAUAAUUACAAACCAAUCUAUCUUGUUUAUUUUGUUGUCA